This is a messenger RNA of Heterocephalus glaber (naked mole-rat), 1678 nucleotides long. NCBI's taxonomy places the organism in Eukaryota, Metazoa, Chordata, Mammalia, Rodentia, Bathyergidae. The record is from RefSeq and is a predicted model, not a curated record.
AGGGGAGCUCAAGCCAUGUCUGUUCCCCAGCAACACAUGUGGUUGACCAGAUGGCCUGUUGCGGAGGGUGAACCAGAAGGUGGAUUUCCAGAAGCUGAAUUUGAGGCGGUCUUUGAGCAGGCUUUUUGGUGGCCGGCCCUGGGUCCGGGUGAACAAAGAGUGUCCUGGGGAGCAACCAUGGCCGGCGUCUUGGAGACCAAGCACAGAGACUGCUCGGCCAAACCGAAGAAAGGCCCCUGGACAGUAUUUGGUUGCGCGGCGUCCUCUGCUGGUUCACAUCACGUGUUACAACGCGGUGCCAACCGACCCCCACAAUCAUUUUGGGCACAAGCGCAGGUGGAUUUGGUCCCUAUCAGCUCCCGUAGUGUUCAUCAGCAACUUCCGCCUCUGCCCCGCCUCUCCCGUGAGUGCACUUCCGGCAGCGGCGCCUGGAGCGGCCGAGGCAAGAUGGGUCAAAGUCAGAGUGGUGGUCAUGGUCCUGGAGGUGGUAAGAAGGAUGACAAGGACAAGAAAAAGAAAUAUGAACCUCCUGUACCAACUAGAGUGGGAAAAAAGAAGAAGAAAACAAAGGGACCAGAUGCUGCCAGCAAACUGCCACUGGUGACACCUCACACUCAGUGCCGCUUAAAACUACUCAAGUUAGAGAGAAUUAAAGACUAUCUUCUCAUGGAGGAAGAAUUUAUUAGAAAUCAGGAGUAAAACCUUGUUAGCCAAAGCAGUAGCAAACCAAACCUCAGCCACCUUUUUGAGAGUGGUUGGCUCUGAACUUAUUCAAAAGUACCUGGGCGAUGGGCCCAAACUUGUACGGGAAUUAUUUCGAGUUGCUGAAGAACAUGCACCAUCCAUCGUGUUUAUUGAUGAAAUCGAUGCCAUUGGGACCAAAAGAUAUGAUUCAAAUUCUGGAGGUGAGAGAGAAAUUCAGCGAACAAUGUUGGAACUGUUGAACCAGUUGGAUGGAUUUGAUUCACGGGGAGAUGUGAAAGUUAUCAUGGCCACAAACCGAAUAGAAACUCUGGAUCCAGCACUGAUCAGACCAGGGCGCAUCGACAGGAAGAUUGAGUUCCCCCUGCCUGAUGAAAAGACUAAGAAGCGCAUCUUUCAGAUUCACACAAGCAGGAUGACACUGGCCGAUGAUGUGACCCUGGACGACCUGAUCAUGGCAAAGGAUGAUCUCUCUGGUGCUGACAUCAAGGCAAUCUGUACAGAAGCUGGGCUGAUGGCUUUGAGAGAACGCAGAAUGAAAGUAACAAAUGAAGACUUCAAGAAAUCUAAAGAAAAUGUUCUUUAUAAGAAACAGGAAGGUACCCCUGAGGGGCUGUAUCUCUAGUGAACCACAGCUGCCUUCAGACAAGUGGUUGGGACUUUUCUCAACCCCUCAGAGGGCUGGGGAUUUAGCUCAGUGGUUUUGGCGCCUGCUGCGCAAGCGCAAGGUUCAGAGUUCAAUCCCCGGUACCAAAAACAAAAACAAAAAACACUGAACUUCAGCCCCUGAGGAGGAGGUUUGGGAAGGUGCCCUGAGGGAGACCGUGUUCCAGUUGAUUUUUAUUGGCAAAACAUGGCAUGUCUUCUCCAGUGUGACAUGUAGGGUGCCUACUGGAUGGCCUUGGCUGUGGUCACUGUGCUGCUUGCUCUCUGCUUCCCAAUAAAAGUGUGGUCUGCACACCCACCUCAGCAGCAA